CUCCUUUCAUUAUUUAUCACUCAUUAUUCAUGAUGAAUUUAACUACGAAGUUAUUUUUAAUUUUAUUAUUAUUACCCUUCUUUAAUGAUAAUUCAUUGGUGACCGGACAGGUUAAAGAUAUUGGCAGUAAACAAAAUGGCAAUACCAGAUAUCUUGCUGGAUUAUUGACAUUAUUAUUAUCAUUAAUCAUAUGUUUUUGCUGUUGUCGACAUCGUAAAUAUACUAUUAUAGGUAAUAAUAUUAUACCUGUUAGAAGUUCUCCUGUCAACACUUAUACUAUGGAUACUAGAGCAAAUGCUUCGUCUAAUUUAUCACAAAGCAAUCAACCACAUCAUUUUUCACAACCUAUACAACCCCCGCCUCCAUACACUGUUAUAAAUAUCACCUCAAGAAGUGGUCCAUCACCGGCUGAAAUACGUGAAGCUGCUGAAAAAUUUACAAGCGAUAAUCCACCAAAAGAUGAUUUACCAACUCUUGAACAAAUUGCUAAUAUAAGAACACUUGGAGGUGUAAAAGCAUGGCAAUUUACUUCCCAAGAAAAUUCUUACAGAAGUAAAAUAGUAUCAGUUACUAAUGAUGGAAAAAAUAUUAAAUUUUUAAAAAAUCUUGAUUGUAAUAUUCAGACAAAUUAUCCUUAUUUUGUUCCUAUCAUUGAAGGUGAUAAUAAUCUUAAUAAUCUUAAAGAUGUUAGAAUAUUACAUUAUUUUGAAAUUACUAUUAUUGAAAAUAAUGAUCCUUAUAAUGCUGAUAUUGCUAUCGGGUUAACUACAAAACCUUAUCCAGAAUUUAGAUUACCUGGUUUAAAUUUAUAUUCUGUUGGUUAUCAUUCCGUUAAUGGUAAAAAAUAUAAUGAUAAUGAUAUAGGUAUUGAUUAUGGUCCUAAUUGGACAGAAGUUGGUAUUACUAUUGGUUGUGGUUAUGAUUCUAAUAAUGGUAAUGUUUUCUUUACCAAAAAUGGCCAAUUUUUAGGCAAUGCUUUUACUAAUUUAAAACAUAUUUGGUUUCCAACUAUUGGUGCUAAAGGUCUUUGUACUAUUGAAAUCAAUUUUGGAGAUAAUGAAUUUUUAUAUAAAGAUGCUAGAGGUUAUAAUCCUAGUGGGCUUAAUGCAAAUAGUAAUCAGUAAACUUCCUUUUAAAAAAAUGAUGAAUAAUUAGUUUUUACAAAUAAUAAUUUAAAAGUAAUAUUAUAAUAUUUAUUUAAUUAAUUUUAAAAAAUAUAAUAGUUAUUAUAUUAAAUAAAGAAAAUUGAAAUAUUUCUAAAUUAUAA
Rhizophagus irregularis DAOM 181602=DAOM 197198 is the source of this 1267-nucleotide messenger RNA. RefSeq lists its product as uncharacterized. The record is from RefSeq and is a predicted model, not a curated record. Gene Ontology annotation, molecular function: protein binding. NCBI's taxonomy places the organism in Eukaryota, Fungi, Glomeromycota, Glomeromycetes, Glomerales, Glomeraceae.